Messenger RNA from Propithecus coquereli (Coquerel's sifaka), 1293 nucleotides. It is a transcript of the gene GCNT7, whose product is annotated as glucosaminyl (N-acetyl) transferase family member 7. Gene Ontology annotation, cellular component: membrane. Gene Ontology annotation, molecular function: acetylglucosaminyltransferase activity. The coding region runs from base 1 to 1293 and encodes 430 amino acids. The transcript is spliced from 3 exons. The record is from RefSeq and is a predicted model, not a curated record. NCBI's taxonomy places the organism in Eukaryota, Metazoa, Chordata, Mammalia, Primates, Indriidae.
AUGAGCCAGUUUCGAGCCACAAAGUCUGGACUUCUCAUUUGCACAGUUAUUUGCAUCUUCAUUUUUCUUUAUUUAAGGACUUCAAUUCGUGAGGAACCAGAGGAGGAACCCACCUAUCCAGCAGUAGUGGAAUGUGGCUUUUAUCCAGAUGAACUGUGUUCAGCUUUAUUUGAAGGGAAAGGGGCAGCCCCCCAAAUUGCAAAAUUUUGUAAAAACCCACAUAGAUCUGAAAUACUUGCUCAUUUACACAAACCAGGAAAUUGCUCCAGGAUUUCCCAGGGGUUGCAUUUCAUAACCAGACCCCUGUCUGCAGAAGAGGGCAAUUUCUCUCUGGCAUACAUUAUAACUAUUCAUAAGGAGCUAACCAUGUUUGUGCAGCUUCUCAGAGCUAUUUAUGCACCUCAAAAUGUUUACUGUAUUCAUGUUGAUGAAAAGGCCCCAAAGAAGUAUAAGACUGCCGUGCAAACCUUGGUUAACUGUUUUAAAAACAUUUUUAUUUCAUCAAAGAGAAAGAAGGUUGCUUACACUGGCUUUACAAGACUACAGGCAGAUAUUAAUUGUAUGAAAGAUCUAGUGCAUUACAAAUUUCAAUGGAACUAUGUCAUUAAUCUUUGUGGACAGGAUUUUCCAAUCAAAACCAACAAAGAAAUCAUACACUAUAUCAGAAGCAAAUGGAAUGAUAAAAAUAUCACUCCUGGAGUAAUCCAACCACCAAACAGUAAAUCCAAGACAAGUCAAAGUCAUCCCAAAUUCAGUCCUGAAGGAAAUAUCUAUGUAUCUCCAAAUAAAAGAUUCAAAUAUGAACCACCCCACAACUUAACAAUUUAUUUUGGAAGUGCUUACUAUGUACUUACGAGAAAGUUUGUAGAGUUCAUACUGACUGACAUCCGUGCAAAAGACAUGCUUCAGUGGUCCAAAGACAUCCACAGCCCAGAGCAACACUACUGGGUGACCCUGAACCGACUAAAAGAUGCUCCGGGUGCUACACCAAAUGCUGGCUGGAAAGGAAAUGUUAGAGCUGUUAAACGCAGAAAUGAGGAAGGGCAUGCUCAUGACGGAUGUAAAGGCCAUUAUGUCCAGGAUAUCUGUGUUUAUGGAGUAGGAGACCUGCCAUGGAUCAUUCAAUCACCUUCUCUGUUUGCCAACAAAUUCGAGCCCUCAACAGAACCGCUUGUGGUUACGUGUUUAGAGAGGCGGCACAGACUUAAAGUCCUAAGGCAGGCACAAGUUCCCGUAGAGCCACACUGGCAUUUUCAACAGGAGAGUCAUUUUAACAUGAAACUGAACGGCUAA